Molecule: messenger RNA, 3441 nt
Organism: Myotis brandtii (Brandt's bat)
Lineage: Eukaryota; Metazoa; Chordata; Mammalia; Chiroptera; Vespertilionidae
Gene: G6PC1
Product: glucose-6-phosphatase, catalytic subunit
Exons: 5
Coding region: 217-1290 (357 amino acids)
Biological process (GO): glucose 6-phosphate metabolic process; gluconeogenesis
Cellular component (GO): membrane
Molecular function (GO): glucose-6-phosphatase activity
Source: RefSeq, a predicted model, not a curated record
ACCCUGAACAUGUUUGCAUCAACCUACUGAUGAUGCACCUUUGAUCAAUAGAUUUUAGACAAAAGUGUUUUUUGAGUCCAAAGAUCAGGGCUGGGUUGACCUGCAGGCUGGUUACAGGGUGUAUAAAACUGGCAAGACGCAGGCUGAUAGCAGAGUUAUCACCACCACGUCUGCAAGGGCUCAGCUGACGGCUUCCUGAGGGGCCAGGGAGUAAGCAUGGAGGAAGGCAUGAACGUCCUUCAUGACUUUGGGAUCCAGUCAACACACUACCUCCAGGUGAAUUACAAGGACUCCCAGGAUUGGUUCAUCCUGGUCUCUGUGAUCGCAGACCUCAGGAAUGCCUUCUAUGUCCUCUUCCCCAUCUGGUUCCAUCUUCGAGAAGCUGUGGGCAUCCAACUCCUCUGGGUAGCUGUGAUUGGAGACUGGCUCAACCUCAUCUUUAAGUGGAUUCUCUUUGGGCAGCGCCCGUACUGGUGGGUCCUGGACACGGACUACUACAGCAGUACCUCUGCACCACUGAUCAAGCAGUUCCCUGUCACCUGUGAGACUGGACCAGGGAGUCCCUCCGGUCAUGCCAUGGGUACAGCAGGCGUUUACUAUGUGAUGGUCACAUCCACCCUCUCUAUCUUUCGGGGAAAGAAAAAGCCCACCUUCGGAUUUAGGUGUUUGAACGUCAUUUUGUGGUUGGGAUUCUGGGCCGUGCAGCUGAACGUCUGUCUGUCACGAAUCUACCUUGCUGCUCAUUUUCCCCAUCAGGUGGUGGCUGGAGUCUUGUCAGGCAUUGCUGUUGCUGAAACUUUCCGCCACAUCCAGGGCAUCUACCACGCCAGUCUCAAGAAGUAUUUCCUCAUUACCUUCUUCCUGUUCAGCUUUGCCAUUGGAUUUUACCUGCUGCUGAAGGGGCUGGGCGUAGACCUCCUGUGGACGCUAGAGAAAGCCAAGAGGUGGUGUGAGCGGCCAGAAUGGGUUCACAUUGACACCACGCCCUUUGCCAGCCUCCUGAAGAACCUGGGGACCCUCUUCGGCCUGGGGCUGGCUCUCAACUCCAGCAUGUACAGGGAGAGCUGCAAGGGCCAACUCAGCAAGUCGGUCUCGUUCCGCCUCGGCUGCAUCGUGGCCUCCCUCAUCCUCCUGCACCUCUUUGACUCUUUGAAACCCCCAUCCCAAGUCGAGAUGAUCUUUUACGUCCUGUCCUUCUGCAAAAGUGCAGCAGUGCCCCUGGCAUCUGUCAGUCUCAUCCCCUGGUGCCUUGCCCGGAUCCUGGGCCAGUCAGACAAGAAGUCUUUGUAAGGAAGGUGGAAACUUCAGUAUUUAAAGUCAAUGACUGAGCCGAGGAUUGAGGGCAACCGGCGUCUCCCGCCAGCCCACUUGACGACAGAAGUGCCUGAGUCAGCUUGAGCGACCCCCUUCCUCCUAUGCAAUUCUAAUUGUAUUGGGGGAUGUUUUUUUUUUGAAAAACUAGUAAGGGUAUUUGAGAAAGCCUUGUCUGUUAGAAGUCGGGUAGUUCUGGGUUUUUCCCUGAAGACUUACUCAUUCUUCUGUCAGAUACACAAAAGUCAGACUUCCAGGUAGGGGGACAGCUCACGGUCCCAGGCUGGGAAUCCCACCUGAGAAUGCUCUACCCAGGCUCAUUCUGAUCCAGAAAAGGAGAAAAGAGAAGUGGAUUUGAUAGGAAAGGAAGGAUGGAUUAAGGAGGACUUUUUAGCAUCUUGAAUAUCAUGCAAAUUAUGUCAAACAAUACCUAAAUGGCUUUGGUUGUACUUAAACCUUUAGGUGAGGGACUCUCAAUAGUGGGGGACCAACCUGAAGUGUAAUUAAUAGGUGGUUAGUGGGGUAAUUCUGCAUCUUGUAUUUUUCUAUUAUGUAGCUGUGGUCAUUGUAUUGACCAGGAUUUCUGAGUGGCUGCAGUGACCUAGAUUUGUACGAAGUCAGAGCAUUCAGGCAUAUUCAAGCUUCUCCUCUGUCACCCUAGAUCUUCCUCCUUAUUAGCCUAGCUCUGCUUUCCCCAAAUUUUCCACUGGCUCCACACCCGCCCUGCUGGAGACUCAGAUGCCUAAAGGUGACUCUGUGGUGGAGCUUUUUCUGUUUCAGCUAAGCCCUGAAAUCUUGGGCAAAAGGGUGAGGAGAGGCAAGGAUUCCCCCCUCCAGAAGGUCACUCCAAUGUUACUUUUGAUUCCUGCGGGUACCCAUGACUCCUUUCUCUACCCCACGCCAACCAAGAGCACAUUCCUGGAGGGAAAGCCUCCUUGCCUGUCCUCCAGUGUCAGCUGGUUUGCAGAAUAUGUCCUAAAAAAAAAAAUGCUGAAGUCUAUUUAUUUGAGAGUCCUUGUUGUUGCUACUAAUUAUGUAGUUCGCCAUAUAUUAUCAUUCACACCAACCUUCCUGGUCAUAACAUCUUUGAAAAGAAAAAUAUAUAUGUGCAGUAUUUUAUUAAAAACAACAUUUUAUUUAAGAAUGAAGUCUUGUUGAUUACUACAUUUUAGAUGCAAUGAGAUCUGAAGGUUCUAAUUCUGGCUCAGCUAAAUUUCUAGCUCUUUCCUUUAUUUCCCUAAACAAAUAAUUUAGUUUCUGUGUACCUAUGUUUUCCCCUUCGAGAAAAAAAAAAAGUGCUUUCUCUUGAGUUGGCCAGGAGCCCCAGUAGAGUUAGGGAGACUUAUGAAGUGUCCAUGGGCCACAGGUAGAGUUGAGCACAACACAGGCACAAUAUCAUUGGCUAAGACUGAACAUUCCUUACCAGACCACAGGUCAGCAGGAGUUGCUCUAUGGGUCAAACCACCACUUGAGGGCAGACAGGCAGGGUCAUUACCAAACUAAACAGGAAAUGUAAGUUGUAGCAGGAGAACGAGACUGGGCAGACUGGAAUGCAUGACCCUGGUCAGCAAGGUUUGGGGUUAUAGUUAAAGAAAGUCUGAACAGGACAGGUCAUGGCACCAAGAAGCACUCAAGGGAGCUAUUGCAAGUUUCUCUACGGAGUGAUUUCUUUCACCCUGGAUGUCCUGAGGCUGAGAUCUGCUCACUCACCUCAGAACUUUGAAAUGUGUUUAUUUAGGGGAAGUUGAGUUCCCCUCCUGGAUUUGUUUGUUUAUUUGUUUGAACCAGGCCCUAGGAGACUGUAAUGGUCUCACCAAGGGAGAAGGGAAAUGGUCUUGUUAUGUCUGAACUGAACCCCACUGCUUAGGCAGAGACCUCAUCCUUGAUGACUUAUUUGUUCUCAGGGGCCCAGUCCAGGUUCCUUGCAAUGGGAUUCUGGCAGAAAGUAAAUAGUGCCCCUACCCCAACAGUUGGUGAAGUUGAUAAAGAUCGUGAUAGCAGAUAAAAUUUUAUCGAGUACUUACUAUAUGCCAGACUCUGUUCUAUGCAUUUUAUCUAUUUAUACAAUUAACUCACUUAAUUCUCCAGACAUCUCUGUGCUAUAAUUUACCCUCAUAUGACAUAUAAAUA